CUACAUGUCCGGUCUGUGCGAUCCUAGGAUCCUUCAUUCCUCCAGACUCCGACGGUGAACUUCAAUCCAUCAUGCGUUUCUGUCCCGAUUGCUCGCUUUCAUACCGCGGAGAGCUGCUGAGUUGUCAACGGCCUGUUGACUUGUUGCUCAAGAGAUACGGAAAUCACCAACCCCAGCAAUCUUCGCUUCAGGAGAGACACCAUGCGUACGAUCAAAUCCUGGGUAUCCCAUUGCGACAAAAAGCACGCACAAUGUCAGAUCAACGCGGUGGGAAGGUCCCUCGAGAAUUCUCCACCGUACCUUCCAUCCCGAGUCAUCGACGUGGGUCUGAAUGAUAGUCUAGACUCACCAUAUCUCAUGAUACCAGGCCAAAACCAGCGCGGUUUCUACACCAUCCUAAGCCACUGUUGGGGCGAGGUGCGCCAAUUAUGCACUUCUGAUCACAACAUGUCUCAGCACCGUCAACAGCUUCCAUGGGACUUGUUAUGCAAAACCUAUCAAGACGCAAUCACAGUAACGAAAUCUCUGAACAUUCGGUAUCUCUGGAUUGAUUCUCUUUGCAUAGUGCAGGACAGCAGUGAAGACUGGAAGUACGAGAGUGCCCGCAUGGCUCAAUACUACGGCGACGCAUACUGUACAAUAGCUGCAGAUGCCGCUGUCGAUGGUAGUAAAGGCCUGUUCGUGCAAGAGCACGAGUUCCUCCGGGCCAGGCUACCUGUCCAGACGUUCAUGUGCCAUCACGAUCACACGACCAUGUUGACAAACAAGCAAAGGCCAAGUAUCGUUCUAGCAAGGAAUCCCAUGCACAGAAGAGCGUGGUGCGUUCAAGAACGCUUACUAUCCCGACGAACGCUACAAUUCUCGACUGACCAGGUGUACUUUGAAUGCAAACGCUGUUUGAAGGCAGAAGAUGGCCGGUAUUACGGACGAGGGUCGAUGUCGCACAGCUUCUACGAAGUUGUUGACUUGAAAUAACUUGGAGAUAUGGAACCAUCAGAUGUUCACAGCUGGGAUUUAGGUGCGUCGCAGCGAUACUACAAGGUCGUCGCUUGGUACUCCAGUUGCCUACUCACUUACCCGAAAGAUAAGCUUCAAGCUUUGGCGGGCCUGCAACAGUCUUACUCUCUGAUAUAUGGAGCACAGUUCCGGUCUGCUCUCUGGUUCCAUCCAAGUACAUCUGUACAAACUAUUGAGACGCUGUGGUGGGAGCCUUCCCGACACUGUCUGACAGAAAGAGUGCUGAA
Messenger RNA from Macroventuria anomochaeta, 1244 nucleotides. Its product is annotated as HET-domain-containing protein. Lineage: Eukaryota; Fungi; Ascomycota; Dothideomycetes; Pleosporales; Didymellaceae. The transcript is spliced from 2 exons. The record is from RefSeq and is a predicted model, not a curated record. The coding region runs from base 202 to 975 and encodes 257 amino acids.